AUGGCCCAACAAAUAAACAUCGUCAAAUUAAUUACCCUUUGUUGUGCUUUCUUCUUAAUCGUUACGUAUGUUUAUGCUGAAACAAAAAUCGUCAAAGUCGGUGGAAAUGGAUUGUUAAGAUUUGUCCCUCAAAACAUAACAGCUGUUCAAGGAGAUGUUAUUCGAUGGGAGUUUGAAGGUGGAAUGCAUAAUGUUGUUCAAAGUAAUGGACUCAGCUCAUGUGAACUAAGUCAAAAUGAAAAAUCUUUCAAUGGAUUUGAAUUACCAAUCACAGAUUCAAACGCAACGCUUUAUUACCUUUGUAGUGUAGCAAAACAUUGUGCGAAUGGCAUGUGGGGGGUUAUUUACGUUGGAGGAACUGAACCAACUCCAAUUGCUGCGGCUAAUCCUUCGAGUACUCCUGGCUCGAGUGCCGUUAGAUUCGUUGGUGACUUUAAAUUGGAAGCUUUUGCCACAUUAAAAAUAAAUAUGGAUAAAAAAUUAAUUAUCCUCAAUAAUUACGCAAAACUCCUCGAAGAUUCUGAUGAAUAUAAUGUUAUCAUAAAUGCCGGUGAAGGACCAUCCUUAAAAACUUUUAACGCUCAUUCCGUGAUUCUCAAAGCACAAUCCCCUUAUUUUCUCUCGGCUUUAAAAAAUUGCGAAAAAAAAAAUGACAAAUUUCUAUUCGAGAAACCAAACGUUUCACCCAAAGUAUUUGACGUUGUCUUAAAAUAUAUUUAUAGUGGUAGCAUCUCCCUCGUAAAUUUCAAUUCGGGAGAAUUGAUGGAUGUACUUGUUGCCGCUAAUGAAUUCAUUUUAAAUGAAUUACUCAAAAAAUAUUGCAACAAAACAAUUCAAGAAAAACCAUCAACACUUUUAGAAUCAGGUGAUUUUACUUUGUUAGAUGAAAAUGUGUUGAAAAUGUUACUGGAAAAGAAAAUAUUUAAAUUUAAAGAAAUUGAAAUUUGGAAGUUUGUAAAACAAUGGGGGAUCGCUCGAAAUUCAACUAUCAAUUUUGAUGAAGAUCCAAAGACCUGGACUCAAGAAAAUUUUUUGAGAUUGAAAGAAACUCUAAGUCCAUGUAUCUCCUCCGUUCAAUUUUCAUUGUGUACGUCAGAUGAAUUCUUCGAUCAUGUUAAACCUUUUAAAAAAGUCUUUGAUGAGGAUUAUUAUGAAGUUCUUUUAUGGAAAUAUAUUAGAAAACAAAAUUCAGGGAGAAAAUCGUUAAAAAAAAAAGUUUCCCUCACCCCAGCCACCCAGCGUCGUAACCAAUCCCAGGUUAGUGAAUUAUUUACAUUUUUCAGAGAUAUAACAAACCCAAUGUCCCCGGAAUAA
Molecule: messenger RNA, 1314 nt
Organism: Funneliformis mosseae
Lineage: Eukaryota; Fungi; Glomeromycota; Glomeromycetes; Glomerales; Glomeraceae
Source: the annotation of a GenBank genome assembly